AUGUUAAUUGAUGCAUCAGUGAGCUUGAUUCAGGCUGUGACAGCCUUUGCUGCUGGCCUGCAGCGGUCGAGAGUUACGAGGUAUGGCCAGAUCUGGGGAUGGCGUGAUGAUUACAAGAAGAUGGAGCGAAACUGGGAAGAAGGACAGCAAGACAGAAUUCCAUACAGAAAUUAUAUUUACGGACAGCAUGGCUUCAAAAAUUGUGAGAUCGACCCACGGCUCAGGCAGAAGGCGCCUGCACGCAUGGCCCUGAGCCGUGUCACAGAGGCCAUGGCCGUUUUCGAGACGCAGGAUUUCUACCGAGCUGAGUUUUCACAGCUUACUGCGUCUGACGUCAAGGAGGUUGGAACGUUUGCGAUCAAAGCUGAAUCAGGGGAAACCGUCAGUCCUGCAGAGGUUCCCGAGUACGUGCCCAUCAAACGUGGAAAGCGGAUGGAAAAGGAACCCGGCUUCAAGAGGCCGCCGGUAGAGAACGAAGCCUACAUGCAGUAUGUUGAUGCGAAGUGUGGUCUCUACGAGACUGCGAAGGAGGUGUCAUCCAAGCAGGCUUUCUCACUGGACAAAGACAUCAUUUGUGACCGAUCGUCGCUAGUGACUCUCCUGGAGUAUGUGAGUGACAACUUGACAAGCUUCUUGAUGCCCAAGGGUCAGCACAAGAACCCGGUGGAUCUUGUGAAGAUCUCCAAAGCUUCAGAUGGGAAGGGCUUGGUAAUGGAGCAUCUACUUGAUGUCAACCGGAUGAAGUGCUUUCCAUACAGAGGCGCCUGGAAACGCUCUGAGGUUUCCAAUCACGGAACUUAUACGCCUGCAUUCCGGCGAUUGGCCUACGGAGACUGCAAGACCAAGACCUUGAUGAUCACGGGGCUUCCUCAAAUUGCUGGCAGCAGUGCAGGUGAGAUUGACUCUUUCUAUCGAUUUGUCGAGUUUGACAUGGGUGGCAUCAGCUUCCUAGUCAAGACCCCAGCUCAUGCACAAAAAGAUGGUGAAAAUGUGGAGCUUGCCCAUAAGAACUGGUACUACCAGAACGAGGUCAAAGCUAUGACAACAUAUGCAAAAAUGUUGCUUGGGAAAGUGGAUCGCUUUGUUUUAGCCCUGCAGCGAAGCGGGAAGAUCCAUCAGGCAAGCGAUUUGCAAUCUGUCCCAGACACUGGCUGGUGGCAACCUGCAUGCUGA
Symbiodinium pilosum is the source of this 1173-nucleotide messenger RNA. NCBI's taxonomy places the organism in Eukaryota, Dinophyceae, Suessiales, Symbiodiniaceae. The record is from the annotation of a GenBank genome assembly.